Molecule: messenger RNA, 1023 nt
Organism: Opisthorchis viverrini
Lineage: Eukaryota; Metazoa; Platyhelminthes; Trematoda; Opisthorchiida; Opisthorchiidae
Exons: 2
Coding region: 263-607 (114 amino acids)
Biological process (GO): membrane assembly; regulation of membrane lipid distribution; phospholipid homeostasis
Cellular component (GO): plasma membrane
Source: RefSeq, a predicted model, not a curated record
AAAUGAAAUAGCAUAUCAUAUAAUAGGAUUCUCUACAGGUAGUCAGUUUUGUGUGCCGUAUAUAAUUCAGGAUACUUCUUUCAUGACAUUUACCAUAACAUAUGCACCGGAAUAUGCUCAAGGUCUCUGGAAAUCAUCAUCCACCAUAUCACGGUAAUUAAAAUCUUUCCACAGAACGUGUCGAUUAUUUAAGGUGGUGACUAGCUUCCUGAUCGUGAUUCAAUAUCGAAUUCUUGUACCUUACGCACUUUUUGGAUUGCUGAUGGAGCUUAACAGCAUCUUCCUACAUGGUCGACAUAUAAUGCUGUAUUUUGAUAUCGACCCAAAUUCCGUUGUUUAUCAGACAAAUUUCAAAGCUAAUAUAGUCACAUUCGUGAUAUUUCGCAUUCUGCUUACUCCUGGAAUGUAUAUUUGGGCCAUUGUUAAUCGACGCCUACUCCCAGUCUUUGUGAGUACGGUACUGAUCACGAGCUUCACAAUAUUCACGGUGAUGAAUUUCAUCCUAUUCUGGCGUGUCCUCAGCUCAGAGCGACGAAUCAUGAGAGAAGCUCAUUCUCUGAAGUCCAAGGACAAGAUGAUCUCAAAUGGUCUGCACAACACCAAGUAGUUGACUGCGGAUGGCAACUGAGAUAACAGAACGAUCAAAUAUUUUCUUAGUUUUCCUAUUUUAUGAUGGAUGAGUCGACUAUGAAUCCUUGUGGCACCUACUGUGCUACCUUAAAUAUGAAAAAGCCUCUUCGCAAUGCUCCAAUUUUGUUAAUCCUCGGGACUUGACUCCCAGUCAAGCUACUAACUGGGAGUGUUUAAUUGAUUUUAUGUUUCGUUCUUUUUGCUGUAAAAUGCGAAUACAUUUUUCAUCAUUAUCAUGAUCAAUGGUCAUUUUACUAUGACAUCAUUGCAAAUUCUUUUGGUUUUCUUCUGAAAUUCGGGUCAAAUUUUACUCGUAGCACCGUUAUUAUUUUACACAUUAGUCGAAACAGCACACUCUGGACACAGUGAACCCUUUCUAAUAUAAUAUGGCCU